This is a messenger RNA of Sphenostylis stenocarpa, 168 nucleotides long. The record is from the annotation of a GenBank genome assembly. NCBI's taxonomy places the organism in Eukaryota, Viridiplantae, Streptophyta, Magnoliopsida, Fabales, Fabaceae.
AUGUUGUCGCGGGCUUUUUUGUUUCUUGGCAUGUUAAUUUCCAAAGAGUUCGGGGACAUGUUGAUGUUACAGGAGAUGCACGAUGCCCCUCAAACUGUGUCAAACUACCGACAGCUGUCACUUGCAAACAUUUGGAACGAAACUCUGACUAAAUGCCCAGAGAGGUGA